AUGCUUAUCGACGGUCAAAAGUGGGCUUGUGAAGCUUGCAUACGGGGACACCGUGUGACCAGCUGCAAACAUCAUGAUCGACCGUUGAUUCGCAUCAAACGCAAGGGGCGACCAUUCGCUACCUGCACCGUCUGUCAUUCAACCCCGUGCACAGCACCAAGUGAGCACGCCCGCGCAAAGCGCGAAGCAGAGCUCAAAACUCCCUCAAAAGUAACGCAAACACAACAUACCCAGCUCCCAACCCAUGAAAGGGAGCUGGGAAGUCAUGAGAAUAACACACAUCUUGACGCCCUCGGCCUGGGCAUUCUGGGCAAGCAACGAGGACCAUCGAGAUGCGCGAUCGGCAAGAAAGCAGCGCACGGCAGACUCUAUCCCCGCCACCACAACCCUCACGGUUUCCUCCCCAUCGCGCCUCGACCGAGCGACAAAGACGCACAAGGCGCAUCUUCGCAGUCGUCGACGCGUAUCUCUCGCUCCGGCUCGACGAGUGCCUCUGCCUCCGAGUCACAUACCCCCGUUUAUCACGAGUCAUCUUCGCGUCGUGGCUCAGCGUUGACGGCAGAUUGGUCGGGAUCAGAGGGGUCGGGGCCUGAAUCGAGUCUUCGGACGCAGUCUACUACAUUCCUGGCGCGGAAUUUUUCCACGCCACAGGAUAGCACUAUACAAUCGUUUGCUCGCUCAGCGCCAGAGGAUUUCGCCUUGGACCCGCUACUAGUUGAGCAUACUUUUGAUCCCAUGUAUAGCCUUCUUCCCUCAACCAUAUCGGGGGCUCAAAUGGCCCAAACUGUGCCGAUGAUAAGUCCUCUGGAGGGCAGCAAUCCGUUUGAUACCCCCUUGGAUCCUUCGCUGACAUUGAAUGAUUCCCUGGGUGGAUAUUUGGAAAGUAUGGACAUUGAUGUGACAGAAGGAUUGUCAGAUGAGGUCUUUCAUAUCGAGGACUGGUCGCGGUAUAUGUGGUCGCCUGAGACCGGCUUUGAACAUCUAGAUACAGGAUUCCCCCCUGCUACACUUCCACCUGUGACGCAAUAA
Messenger RNA from Penicillium waksmanii, 1029 nucleotides. RefSeq lists its product as uncharacterized. Gene Ontology annotation, biological process: intracellular iron ion homeostasis; intracellular copper ion homeostasis; positive regulation of transcription by RNA polymerase II. The transcript is spliced from 3 exons. NCBI's taxonomy places the organism in Eukaryota, Fungi, Ascomycota, Eurotiomycetes, Eurotiales, Aspergillaceae. The record is from RefSeq and is a predicted model, not a curated record. The coding region runs from base 1 to 1029 and encodes 342 amino acids. Gene Ontology annotation, cellular component: nucleus. Gene Ontology annotation, molecular function: RNA polymerase II cis-regulatory region sequence-specific DNA binding; DNA-binding transcription factor activity, RNA polymerase II-specific; copper ion binding.